Molecule: messenger RNA, 2332 nt
Organism: Cuscuta epithymum
Lineage: Eukaryota; Viridiplantae; Streptophyta; Magnoliopsida; Solanales; Convolvulaceae
Source: the annotation of a GenBank genome assembly
AAAGAAGCUAGCUAGCUGUGGAGAAAUUAAAGGAAAGCAGAUAAAAAACUUCUCUUGCAUGCCCAUGCAAUUAUUAUCAAAAUGAACAAGGAUUAAAAAGAAGCUAGCUAGCUGUGGAGAAAUUAAAGGAAAGUAGAGAAAAUUUUCAAAAGGUCGAGGUAGCGAAGCUAGCAAAUCAUGAUGAUGAUAGCCAAUUAACCUUCUUGUGCACAAGCCACAUAUUUCCAACCAUCGCACGCGGGUGAGCAUCGAUCGAUCAUAUACGUACAUGUUGCAUGCAUGUCGUCGUCGUCUUCCGCGUUGUUUGAUGCAAAUGUAACCGGCCGGCCGGCCCCUUAAUUAAUUAGUUUGACCGGAAGCAUGCAUAACGACGAUGUUAUGGAUGACACCCAAAUUGAAUGCCACAACCAAAUUAUAGCAAAUGAAGAGAAUGCAACAACAAGCCAUGAUGAUGAUGAUGAUGAUGAUGAUCAACAAGAAUACAAAAAUGUGUUGCCGCCUGAUCUACUUAGAAUAUCCCAAGACAUCGAUCGAUACAUCUUUGAUCUGCAGAGCUCUACAGAACCAUCCUGCAAGAUGUCCGUCCCUGACGUUCCCAUUUGCGUGGAGCAGUUCACUGUCCUUGUGGAGGAGAUGGUGGAUGAAAAGGAUGGGUGUGGUGUGAAAUGGAGUGAGUUGGAUGAAGCGGCGGCCGAUUCUUUCCUCCAAUCCACCAAUCGCCUGUCUAAGCUUUCCAAAGUGCUUCUUCAUUUCUCCUCUGAGUACAAAUAUGCAUACUCCAUCAGUCGGGUUGGGGGCAUCCUCCAGCGCCUCAUGUCCUACAUUGAACAUGCUUUCCAAUCCUAUCUAGAUGAUUACAAAAUGUGUCCUCCAGAUUCAUCACCCGGGGGUGAUCAUCAUCAUCAACUUGAUGAGCCAUCAGCAUCCAUAGAGAACAAGGAAGAGGUGGUGGAGGAGGGGAUGUUGAAGAAACUAGGAAAGGCAAUGAUGUUAGGGGCGUACGAGGCAGAGUGUUGGCACGCAUACUUUGCGUCACGACAGAUGAUGGUAGAUGAGAGCCUCCGCCGUCUCGGGUUCGAGAAAUGGACCGUGGAGGAGGUGCAUAGGAUGGGGUGGGAGGGUUUGGAGAGAGAGAUUGUGGCGUGGCUGAGAACGUUCAAAUACUGCUCCACCAACCUUCUCUUGUCUGAGCGCAAGCUCUCCACCUCCAUCUUCGAGGACUACCCUUCCAUGUCAGACAGCAUAACAAGGGAGCUGUCUCGCUUCACGCUGACCCAGCUCCUUGAUUUCUCCCAUGCGGUCACCGCCACCAGUAAGCGCGUCCCAGAUGAUCAAAGGCGGCUUUACAAGCUUCUAGACAUGUACGAGGCCUUGCGAGACCUGCUUCUUCCCGCCAGGCUAGAAGACGAGCAGGUGAAGGCGGAGGCCUUAUUAACCCAGUGCCGCCUUGGGGAGUUGGCCAUCGCGAUGGUGCAUGAGCUUCUGGUGGAGCACAUGAUCACAAUGAAUUCGGCGACAAAGAACCCGCCGCCAGCUGGCGGGGGGAUUCACCCACUAACCCGCACGGCCAUGGGCACCAUAGAGCGCAUGUGUGCAUACAAAGACACAUUGGAGCAAGUGUUCGCGCAGAAACAACAACAACAAUCAUUGGUCGUUGCUGCUGAUGCUAAUAAUAAUUAUGAUGACUUCAAGGUGCAAAUUGUGAAAGCAAUGGAGGUGAUAGAAAGCAACCUGGAGGCAAAGUCAAAGCAAUACAAAGACCCCUCCCUGAGCUUGAUCUUCCUGAUGAACAACGGGCGGUAUGUGAUGCAAAAAGUGAGGGGAUCAGAGGGGAUGAGCAGCCUGAUGGCCGGGAGCGGCAGCGGUGGCUCAUGGAUUCGGAAGAAGUCUGCAGAGCUGAGGCAGUACCACAAGAAGUACCAGCGGGACACGUGGGGGAGACUGCUGCAGUAUUUGGGCGGUGAAGGGCUGACGGCGGGGUCCAACGGGAAGGUGAACAAGCCGGCACUGAAAGAGCGGUUCAAGAGUUUCAAUGCGACGUUUGAUGAGAUAUAUAAGGCGCAGAGCAGUUGGGUGAUCAGUGACGAGCAGCUCCAGUCCGAGCUUCGAGUGUCCAUAUGCAACAUGGUGGUCCCCGCAUACAGGUCCUUCAUCGCUAGGUUUAGUCACACCUUCACGCCUGGGAGGCAGACUCAGAAGUAUGUCAAAUAUCAGGGUGAAGAUCUUGAGAAGUACAUUGAUCAGCUCUUCGAUGGAACUGCCACCAAGAAGAAAUAAUUAAUACUACAUUUAUUAAUACUUACGUACAGAUAAUACCUACAUCAGCGCAGCA